AUGACCACUCUAGUAAUUUUUCCUGGCUCACUCAAACAGGAUUUCAAAGUAUUACGCCACGGUCUAACUAUUAUUAGCCGUAUCUCUUCUAUUCCUGGAUCGGGGAUCGGGGAUCGGGUAUCGGGGAUCGGAGAUCGGGGAUCGGGUAUCGGGUAUCGGGGAUCGGGGAUCGGAGAUCGGGGAUCGGGUAUCGGGGAUCGGGGAUCGGGGAUCGGAGAUCGGGGAUCGGGUAUCGGGGAUCGGGGGAGGGGAGUACGGAGGGAGGAAAGGACCAAAUUGAGUAUUUGUGUCGUGGUUCUUCCACAAGGAUAUAUGAAAAUUAUGGCGAUGCGAUAUGCGACUGAUCAUCCUCUUGAUCUUUACGGUGAGAAAUUUGAGACGUUCGGCACAUCUUUUUUGGCUGACCGCGAUGUGACAAACAUUGUGAAACGCCAUUCGAUUGGAAUGGAGGUGAAUAACUAUCUCCGUGAUAAUGUCACUUGUCACUACUACUACUACCACUACCGCUACUACUACUACUACUACUACUACUACUACUACUACUACUACUACUACUACUACUACUACUACUACUACUACUACUACUACUACUACUACUACUACUACUACUACUACUACUACUACUUAUAUUCACGAAUGAAACAAAAAAUCGUCGACAGAUUAUUUUGUUGA
This is a messenger RNA of Echinostoma caproni, 672 nucleotides long. The record is from the annotation of a GenBank genome assembly. NCBI's taxonomy places the organism in Eukaryota, Metazoa, Platyhelminthes, Trematoda, Plagiorchiida, Echinostomatidae.